Messenger RNA from Salmo salar (Atlantic salmon), 1852 nucleotides. The record is from RefSeq and is a predicted model, not a curated record. NCBI's taxonomy places the organism in Eukaryota, Metazoa, Chordata, Actinopteri, Salmoniformes, Salmonidae.
ACAGAUCUCCAUGUUGAGGGUCCAGUCCUCAGCCUGCAGGCCGCCAUCCGUGGCCUUCUCUGGAAAAGACAACAGGAAGUAAACAAGCCUGCUGAUUGGACCAAGGAGGACACUAAGUAGUAGGAAGUUUCCCCGAGACGAGCGUAACAGUACAUGGUAGAGAGUCAGGGGAUCCAGAGACAUUAGCAGGAUGAGCAGGCUAUAUGAUACCGCAGAGCCCAGUUUGGUGGACGAGGAGCUGCUGCAGAAGGCAGUGGAGGAGCAAGGCCCUCAAGACCAGGCUGGGCAGAUUGCCAAGGAGGAGGGCAUCCAGUAUGAUGAAGUCUGCCAAUUGCGCCUAGACUACAAGAACAUCCUGAAGAUUGAUCACCUGUGGCAGUUCACAUCUCUGACCAAGCUACAACUGGACAAUAACAUCAUUGAGAAGAUUGAAGGACUGGGGUGCCUCACUAAUCUGAAAUGGCUAGAUCUGUCCUUCAAUAACAUUGAGGAGAUCGAGGGGUUGGAUUCUCUGGUGAAGCUGGAAGACUUUAGUCUCUACAACAACAGAAUCUCUGUCAUUGAGAACAUGGACACACUCCUAAACCUACACGUUCUCUCUAUUGGGAACAACUUCCUGGCUCAGUUGGAAAAUGUGAUCUACCUUAGAAAGUUCAAGAACCUGCGCACUCUCAACCUAGCUGGAAACCCCAUCUGCAAAGAGGACCGCUACAAGAUCUUUGUUGCUGCCUACCUUCCAGAGUUGGUUUACUUGGACUUCAGGCUAUUGGAUGAACAAACACGAGAGCAGGCGUUUGGAAAAUACCAGUAUGCCAUUAAGGAGAUGCGCCACAAUGAGGCCCAGGAGAGAAGGGCAAUGGAUGCUAGGCAAGAGCAAGAGGACGAGCUGCAGUUGCACAGGGAUGCCUUUGUGGAGCUCUUGAAUGGCCCAUAUCUGUUUGACAGCAUGUACGCAGAUGAUGCAGAGGCAGCCAAGCUGGCCUACCUCCCCGGAGUGUCUCUACUACUAGAGACUUUCGCCCAGUGCCGAGACUUAGAGAACCACCAUCACGAGAAGCUACUGGAAAUUGCUGUGGCAACCCUGGAGCGAGUGGCCAAGAAUGAGCUGGAGGAGGAUAUGCCUGAUGAUGUCCGAAUGCUGUUUGUAGACAAGGACACAGUGAUCAAUGCAGUCAGCGCCUCCCACGACACCCACCUGCUGAAGAUCGACAACCGUGAGGACGAGCUCAUGAUGCGCUGCAACAGCUGGAUGAGUGCUCUGAUGAAAUCGGUACAAGAUGAAGAGGUGAAGCGGAAUCGCAAGCACAUCUCAGAGAUUCACAACUAUAUUGACUACGUAAGGGAUCAUCUGGAUGAGAUGCAACAUGAGCACCAUUGAUUAAGAAGAGGGGAAAGGAAAUAUAGCAGAAGAAACCAUUCUAACACAGAUUCACAAGCCUCAGGCAUACAGCAAAUGCCCGUAUUUUCAAACUUACUUAUUUCCAUGAACCUGGGUUAUAUUGAAUUGUGUCAAAAUGAAGUUCAUUAUUUUAAUGAAUCCUCAGAGUUAUUUCCCUUGUGUUCAUUUCCAGAAACAGGCAGAAAUGUUUGUCUAUUCCUAACUGGUUCAUAUUUCAACACUCUAGGACAACUCUGCCAUCUACUGUGUGUGUGUUGUGUUUUGUGUGUGUGCGUGCGUGCGUGCGUGAGGGAGAGUUAUACACUGUUAUACACUGUUAUACACUGAUACACUGUUCUUGCAUAACCAUCAACACCCAACCAAAACCAUUCAACUAAACAUGUUCUUAUGUUUUGAUUAUAAUCGUUGUAUUCUACAAUACAUUUCAGAACGAAUAGAAAGUAGGGCCCAAAU